UUAGGUAGGAUCCAAGGUUCGGUAAAAACAAAAACAAAAAUCACCAUUAAUGCGGUAAAAACAAAAACAAAAAUCACCAAUAAUGCGGAUAAUGCGGGGCAAUAUUAUAUUACAAAAACCCUAAACCAUAAUGCGGAUAAUGCGGGGCAAAAAUCACCAAUAAUGCGGUAAAAACAAAAACAAAAAUCACCAACAUAAAACGUAUAUAAAACCCUCCCAAUUAAAAAAGAUCAUCAAAACCAUGGCUGGUUGUGGUUCUCCCUGUGGAGCCUGCAAGUUCUUGAGAAGAAAAUGUGUGACGGGGUGUAUUUUUGCGCCUCAUUUCUGCUAUGAAGAGGGAGAUGUUGAUUUUUCUGCCAUCCACAAGGUUUUUGGCGCAAGCAAUGUGUCGAGGCUUUUAGUUCACCUUCCGUUGAGCGAUCGAUGCAAGGCCGCAAUGUCGAUAUCAUAUGAAGCUCAAGCCAGGAUUCAAGAUCCCAUAUAUGGAUGUGUUUCACAUAUUUUUGCUCUCCAACAGCAGGUGGUCAACUUACAAGCACAGUUAGCUUUCCUCAAGGAUCAAGCAGCUCAAAGCUUUGUCAAUGGCUCAAACCCUAAUCAAGCAGCUCAAAGUUGGAAUUAUGAGAAUGGAAUUAUGAAUUCAAAUAUCCCAGAAGAAAAUUUAGUGAAUAUCCCAGAAGAAAAUGUCUCAUAUGGCAGCUUCGAAGAGGGCACUUCUCAUUCCAUGUCUUCUUUUGGCAUGCAAACAAAUUACAACAUGCAAUGGGGUUUUCAGGAUGCUGAUGAGCUUCAAUCAGUGGUUUCCAGCUACAUUCACCAUCGAUGAGUAUAUUGGGAUGAAUAUAACUUUGUAAUAUGUAUAUGGAACUCCUUAUUUAUCUUUUGAAUGAAAGCUUUGUAUUCUGGGAUGCCUUAUGAAUGUGAAGUAAGGAAAUAUUUAUGUUUAUCAUA
Molecule: messenger RNA, 951 nt
Organism: Prunus avium (sweet cherry)
Lineage: Eukaryota; Viridiplantae; Streptophyta; Magnoliopsida; Rosales; Rosaceae
Source: RefSeq, a predicted model, not a curated record